CGCGCGCGCUCGCGGGAGGUGGGGGCACGGAGCGGCGAUAGAGCUACAGCUCAGCUGCAGCAAACAUCAUUGUGCGAGCGGAGGGGAGACGAAUCCGCCGGCAGUGCGCGAAAACGCACGGACCCCUGGUAACACGGAGAGCCGUGCGCUUCCCUGCCCGUUGAACCGUACAGGAAUGGUGAGGGGUGCCAGACAUACACAGCCGUGGAAAGAUAGAGUGGGAAACACAAGCCGUCCCCUCAGACAACAGGUGGAGAGAUUUACCAGUCGCUUCAACUGAACCCUGCUCUCCAAUUCACCUUAGGAACCUUCUGCCACCCCUGUUCUCCUAUUGGGCUGUGCUGGAGGCCUGCGCUGAGACUACAAACUGUGUUGGGAUUUUGUAAUCACCUCAAUGGACUGCAACACAUACUGAACACUGGAGGCUUGAGCUGAAUGAGGUUCUUCCUGCAGUCCUGGAGACUUACUCUCAGAGGGAAAUGAUUCCGCAUGAAUUGCAUGGACCGCUCUCCCACAGCAGGAGUGACUUCCUUUGCUUACGAUUGAAAUCUGUGUCCAUCCAACCCUAAGCACAGGACACAUUCCCUUCCAGCACCACUCUCCUCUUGACCCCAUCCCUAUUCUCAACCUGAUAAGUGGGAGGGAUACGAUAUACAGAGACAAAUAGAGAGGGCUAUAGAGAGUCAGGGGAAAGAAACAUCAAGAAAGAGUGGUACAGGGUACAUACACACCAUGAAGUCAACGCAGAACGAAUGCCUGCCCCCCAAAAAACGUGAGAUCCCAGCAAGCACUCUGCCCUCAGAGGAGAGGCCCAUGGUUAUGGCGCCUGCCAAUGAGAGCCAACGUGGGGGGAACCUCGCCUGGCUUGCCAGUCUGGCAAGUGGGCAUGAUAAAGGCACCAGGCACACCAGCACCUCUGCAGAACACGAUGGGCCUCAAUACAAACCAAUGUCUGCCCCUGCUGAAAGUGCACUUCCUUUAUCAACACACUCACAGAGAGCUCCAAUUGCAGUGACCACCAUACCCGCAGUGUACACGUCACCGCUCUCACACCCAGCAGGCACCAUCCAGUACACACCCCUGCCCCCAAAUGUGCACUUUAUCAGCUCACCAUAUGCAGCACCAUAUCCUGGCUACAUCUCUCCGCUAGUACCCCAGUCUGCUGUCGCCACCAGCACCACACAGCGUGAUGCUUACGCUAGCACCUCCAGUUCUUCCGCAUCUAAAAUUGACCAACACCAUCAGCUGGGUCGUCCAACAUCUGAUAGCACAUCUUUGCCCCACUCCACCCAGUAUGUGCAAAUUGCUGGUUCUGUAAACGUAUCCUCUCGGACUGCUGCAUCUCCCCAUGGUCACAUGCCCCUACACUUACACCCUCACCACACGCUUCCCAUCAGUGGCGCCUCACAAGUCUUUCUUCAGUGCACAGAUGGACUUUUCCCCAAGAGGGAGGAUAACAGGCCUAGGGAGAUCCUAAAUGGAGAGCUGGAGAAGGACAAACGCUUUGGUCCAUCUCCAGAGUCCAGUGCAGGGAAGCAGGGCAGCAGCACUGCCAAAGGGAGCUCCUUCAACCAACAGCACCAGAUUCACCAGCAGCAGAGCCUGCAACACUUUGAGGCUCGCCACUUGGUGCUUCCUGUUGAAUAUACACAAGAUAGUGCAGCCAUGCGGACCUCUUUAGUGCUUAUACCCAACAGUCAUAACUCUAGUGUUGGUGACCCUGGAGGUACACCGGACAAGCUGCCUCCCCCAACAUCCCACAGUGAUAAAGGAGGGAUUUGUGCUGGCAAACCAGUAUCUCGCAUUUCCUCCACCUCUGCAUCCCAUCCUUUUCCUCCUCCGCCUCCACCUGUGGACAAUCUAAAGGGAGCAGUUACUGCACUGUCCCCACAUGCAGUCAUCCAGACCACACACAACACCACAGAGUCACUUUCCCUGGGCCUUCCCUCUAACAGUUUCUACUCUGCACAGCAGCCCAUAAUUGGUUACAUUGCUGGCACAGGGCACCAGCAGCCUCUCAGCUACCACACCAGCCUGCCCCAGCACCUGGUCAUUCCUGGAACUCAGCCGGUCAUCAUCCCAGUAAGUGGAACAGAAGCUUCCACCACAUCAACUUCGCCACCCUUGCCUGCAGCACUGCCCCACGCGUUCAUCACCUCAACGCCCCCCAAGGUGGAGUCUUUUGAGGCUCCGGCCCCUUAUCCCCACCCUGCUGCAGCGGUGCUUCAAGCCCAGCUACACCUGCCUGUGGUUCCAGCCUCUGCUGGUCUGCUAACGACUCCACCUCCAUCUUCAUCUCCCUCGCUGCCCCCUUACUUCACUAAGGGCUCUAUCAUCCAGCUGGCAGAUGGGGAGCUGAAGCGAGUGGAGGACCUGAAGACAGAGGAUUUUAUUCAGAGUGCUGAGAUCAGCAAUGAACUGAAGAUCGACUCCAGCACUGUAGAGCGCAUUGAUAACAGUCAUACAACUAACUUCGCAAUUAUACAGUUUGCUGUAGGAGAGCAUCGUUCACAGGUCAGCGUGGAGGUUCUCAUCGAGUAUCCGUUCUUCGUGUUUGGUCAGGGCUGGUCAUCCUGUUGUCCCGAACGGACCACCCAGCUGCUGGAGCUGCCGUGCACCAAGCUGUCAGUGGGUGACGUCUGCAUUUCUCUUACCCUGAAAAACCUAAGGAACGGCUCUAUCAAGAAGAACCAAGGCCAAGUUUUGGAAGGGCCAACCCUCGGUCCACCCUUCAAGUCACCCAAAGCACACUCGAGUGGGGCGCGAGGGGGUCGUCGACACACAGAACAGGAGAAUGGACUUGGGCAGUGCAGUGGCGGUGGCGCUCAGGGCAAUGGAGAGAAUGGAGAACUGAGGUUUGGGGAAAGGGACAUCUUCAAAGCACCACUACCCACUGAAUCAGAGUCCAACAGCAAACCCACAGGACGCAAAAGGAGAUGGUCAGCACCUGAAGGCCGCAAAGUAGAAAAUCCAGAUGGAGAGCCCCCUUUAACGUUCCCCAAGCCUUCAUUUAUCCCUCAGGAGGUUAAAAUUAGUAUCGAAGGCAAAUCAAAUAUUGGCAAGUGAAUGCCCGUCAGACUAUCAGAGCUUAAAAAUGAAAUUAUACAUGAAUUUAACCACAGAAUGUUUUUGAUUUCUGACUUUUGAUUUUCUAUCCAGAUUAUUGUACCUUCAAUCUAAAUUGACUUCAUAUGUACAUGAUCACAUCACAUAUUAACAUUGUAAAAGAUGCAUUCAAUAUUACACAGGCGAUUGGUUAAACUCGUUUAAUGUGGGCAAUAUGCAAGAUAAAAAGGUUGUGGUUACCCAAGCAUUGCGUGACUGCCUAAAAGGUAUAUGCAGACCAGUCUCAGCUAACAAGGCUAAAAGUCUCCUAUUUCUGACAUCAUGUACAUUGUUUGGCCCAGUAGUCCAACUAGCAUAAAAAAAUUCACCUUCUGAAUUGAAUAAGCAUGAGAACUUUAGAGAGAGAAGGUGGGAAACUGGUGUGAAUAACAUUGUUAACGGUGGCAGAACGGAUUUCACUUCUUCACUGGUUGCGGGAGUUUACAUGAUGUCAGCCAUCUUGUUUCAUCUGAUGUUUAACUGUGACCUAAAGAGAUUAUCAAUCCUAACAAUCGUUGCUGCAGUUAGACCUGCAUUGAUUACAUUUACCUAUUCAAUAGUAAGAAGAGCUUUUCAACAACUAUGGCAGCAUUUCCCAACCCUUUUCCUGGAGGCACACCAACUCAUUUUGAAUGUCUCCCUUAUCUGACCGAAUUUUUUUCCAUUAUGGAGUAUCUAUUAAUGAGCUGAUUCAGGUGUGUUUAAAUAGGCCUCCAGGAACAGGGUUGGGAAACACUCUAUCAUGGUACAGGCCAAGAAAGAUGAUGUCAUCAAGCAGUGCCAGUUGCUCCUAAGAAGGAUGAAUCUUCAUUUUGAACAGGGAUAAUGGUUGAGUCUAUUUUUAUAAAUAUCCAACUGUCUAACCUUUUUUAAUUUGAUGCUCUUUGUAGUUUUGCAUGUUUUAAUUUUCCGUUUCACUUUUCAAGCCCUCCUAUCAAAACUGAUAUUUGUUUCUUUUUAUGAUGAAUUUGUAAACCUUACAAUCAGGGGUCAUUUUUUACAUAGACAGAAGGGUUCAUGUCUGUGUAUAUGUGCAUGUAUUGAUGCAUACAAACACAAUUGUUCAGUCAUUUAGAAGGGUAGAGCUGAGGUCGACCAGUCCCUGUUUUUGAUAUGACAAGAGAAAAGAGAUUAUUUUGAAAGAAAGGGAAAGAAAGUUGGACGUAACGAGUGGUUGUCCUAAAGCAUUUUAAAAGCCUGUCAUAGCUUAGUCCAAUUAUAAGAUGGGUGGUAAUGAUUAUUAUAAUUAAUAAUACUAUAAUUAUUUUGGUAAUGAUUGCUACUACUAUUUUCUGUUGAUUUUUCAACGUGAACACAGUACUGUAUGAUGAAUUGGAUGUCGUGUGGAAUCACGGGGAUCUCUUACUUUGUGAAGAGAAGAAUGUAACGGGUUUAAGAAAGAAAAAAGGAAAAUGAGAUUUUCGUCCUAGAGAGGACUGCUUUAAAGUACAGUAAGCACUUUUCUCAUCGCGUCUGAUUGGUUCAGCCUCAGCAGCUUGGGUAAAGAUUGGCGCGAUGGGGCGUGGCCUGUAAAACAACUGCCAUUUAAAGCAUUUAAAGAGAUGUAUGAAAGUGUGAAUGCAAGCGAAAAUAAGUACAGAGACUGUCUGAUUAUAUUUACAGAGAGAUUGGGUAAGAGAUUGAAGGCUGUCAUAUACGUUUAUUUGCUAUGUAUGUGAUUGCGUGCAUCAUUGUAUGCGUUCACGCAUUGGCAUAUACGUACAUAAACACACAUACACAUUUAUAUGUGGUUACGGUGAUUUUCAAUCAUGUUGAAAUAUGUCAUGUAUUUUUGUGUACAUUAACAUGUAUAGAACUGCAUAUGCUAUCUAUCUUACUGUAUGAAAGCGCAAGCACGUUGUUUUCAGUCCCGUCGCCCCAAAGACACACUGACUCAUUGAACGUAUGUGAAAUGUAGUAAUUUCAGUAAUUUGUAGUAUAUUUGUGUGUGUUUGAAGAGAGGAUGCGCGAAUGUGUGUGUGCGUAUAAUACCAAGCAUAUUAUAAAUAGAUAUUUAAGUUCUACUUAAAAGAAUAUUGCAAUUUGCACAUCUGGAGAGAUAGUAACACGAUUUUUGUUUGGUUUUCAGCCGGCACAGGAUAGGGCUGUAAACCCGAUUUUACUGAAAUGUAGCAGUUUCUUAACAAGUUUGUCCGGUUGGCAGGAUUGAUUCAUUUGACCCCGCAAUUCUUUUCGAAGCCUCCUUUCCGGGGUCGGAGUAUAGUUUGGUGUAUAGGAGUGAAUCGAGUCAUUGCCUGUGACCUGCUCACUUGUUUGAGUCCUUUGAAUGGUCAGGCUCAAGUUAACUUGAGUGGGUGAAGAUGAUUAGUGGUAGUGAAUGAUGAAUGGAUGGGUUGGUUAACCGAUUUAUUGAGUGGUGGUGGGUGGGUGAGUGCACCCCAUAUAUAAUUUGAAAAUGCUUUAUUUUUUAUAAUAAAACAGGGUUUCACAGAUCAACACCACAACUGUGCAUUUUUUUCUUUUUUCCAUUUGACAUCUGUCCCCGUUUGAAGUGUCUGUGUUUUACUUGGAUUGUAUGUAUCUGCUUCAACCAAUUUUAUUUGAUCUUUCUGUUCAAUGUGUGUUUUUUGGGCCAAAAGGUAGAACUAAGAUGUUAUAUGGCUUGUCCAUUGAUGUGCAUUGCACUGCAAGAACGCGACUUUCAAUAGCAAACCAUUGAUUUAAUCAAUCCCAUUCAUUUUCAGAUUUAGUAGAAGUGCAUUGCUUCAGUAAUACAACAUUCUGGUUGCACAGAGCGUUUCCAUUUUACACACAAGAAGCAUUCCGAUCAACGGCACGUAGCAAUAACCUCUCGUCUUGUGCUGAACCAAAUAAAGCGAACCGGACAUCGAUGCCAGAACUCGGACAUUGACGGUCCGUUCGACCUCGCCGACCACUUUCAUCCGCUUUAGGUUGAUUUUGCGGUUUGCACAGCCGGCCCUCGGUUACUUCAGGGAGAAAUGUACGUUAAUAUGCAGUGACAGAGUCUGUCCCCUCCUAGCCGUCUUAAAUCCUAAUCGAUAGUGACCUCCAGGUUUUUUUUUCAGGUGCCCACACAGAACCAGUACGCCUCUCAUGGCCACGAGGCCCAGAGUAUGUUUACCCAGCCACAACCGUUAGCUACCUUCUGUUGCCUGGCACGUGCGUGCAACCGCCUCCUCUGCCGUCCCAACACCCGAGAACAAUAAAUGACAGGAAGGUUUCAUCUCCCCCUCCUUUGCUCCCUGUUUUGUCUCAUUCACAGCCAUAAAACCUUGACAGUAUUUGUAAUGGACUUUCCUUUGAUUUAACGUCGAGCACCAGUGGUUGUCAAGUUACAUUUUCAGUAAAACAUAUUUUGACAGUCCCUGCGACCAAUCUACUUGAAUGAACUUUUGUUACGUUUCAAAGAAGAACUAUUCAUGCAACGUGAGGGUGAAUUAUCUAGGUUUGGUUUCUGUACCACACUUAUUGACAAGCAUGUCGUCUGUUGGCUUCUGGACUUUAAAGAUGUUUUGCUGUUCGUCUUGGAUCACUCGAAUAAGUGAUUGUAAAAUACUCUCAAAUAUCAAAAGUCCAGUUGCAAAUGAAUGAAAUAUGCCUGACAUUAUACCUAGAUGUUUCACCUCAAUCACAUUUAGUCGUUAUCAUAGAGAAUUAUUAUUUGUACCAAAAUGCGUAAAUAUAAAAGUGAAACCCAACUUUUCCCUCCUCUGUCUUGAAAUGUAUUACAAAUGUCAUUUCUUGUGUCACCUGUAUGUAGCAGUGUUUCUGUGCUCUUCAUUCAGACAACUUACUAGCUCUAUUAUUGUUGUAUAUGUAGUUUAAAACAGCCCGCGGGUUGCGUUUGCUAUUUGUGAGUAAAGAGAGGCAAUUAUUGUAUUUUCACCUGAUGUAUGGUUUUUGCACAUCUGCUUCUUGUCUGUGUUUCUUGUACUUUAGCAGAAGGGUCUGAUGUAGUUGAUAUGAUGUCGUCAUCAUCAGCCUUUCUGUUAAAGGUCAAAAAUCUUUCCUUGGGCUUUACUCAGGGAUGGGAACGGUGUGAAUGCGUGCAUGUUGUUUGAUGGGGGUUUAUAACUUGGAAAGUUUGGUGUAAUUGUAAAGACAUGUGUCGUUUGUUUUCAAGUUGUGUGUUAAACGGUCGUGUCAUUGGCCCUGUGCUUUGGUUUUCACACACUGUCUCUACACCAUAUGAGGCCUUCCUAACACACACACUCUCUGUCUGUCUGUCUCCGUGUAUCUGUCUGUUUGUUUGUGUUUGUCUGUCUGUGUUUCCACUGACAUCAUAAGCUCAGAUCCUCACACAUGCAAGAUAUUGAAAUAGACUGAACGAAUGAGAAACGAAUCGUCGACCUCAUCCAAGUGGGGACCACUUUUAUAAAAACCAACUUAAAAUGCACAUUUUGCAGAAUAGAUAGACUUAAUAAUACUGUUUCAGCACUUUCUAAUCCCGAGGAAUGACGAGGAGGACAUGGUGACAUCAUAGUUUCUACCCUCCAUCUCUGCUCGUUCCUGGGUCCAACGCGUUGAGAUGUCGAGGGCGGAGAUUUCAAAUAAAGUUUGACUUGAGACGACUUUACUUUUUGUUGUAUUGAUUUGUGCUUGUUUUGUGUUUUGUUUUCAAGACGGUUCUAUAUUUGACCUUUUCUUGUAUUUGGUCUCCUCUGUAGCACUCUUAAACCGUGACGGGAGAUGAAAGAAAGUGUUUUCAUCAAUGUUUCUCUUGAGAGGAGCACACUGACAGUUUCCUUGUUUCUACUUUUGUUUGACUGGCACACAAAGACGAAUGUUUGUUUGUGUUUCAGCGGUUUAAAAAAAUAAAUCAAAAUUUCUUUUCUUAAGAUCUUUUUUUGUUGUUGUUGUUGUUGUUCUUUUGGGGUUUUCUUUUCAAUAUCAGUCAUGAAUUCUCUGUUAAAUUGACUGUUGUUUGACAAAUGUCUGAACCGCUGGAUUAUAAACCUCAGGCUGAGAACUUUUACAGGCCCACAUUAUGACUUUAUUUCACCCUGAUGUGUGGGCUGCUUGAUAUUAUGGGUAUUGUAAUGACUCUUACUAUGAUUAUAAAUAUUGUUCAUUGUACUAUUAUUGAGCAUUCAGCCAUUGCUGGAUAGUAAAAACCGUGCGCACUCUUUAAGAAGGGAGACUGGCCUCCAAUUUCAUGUCUCAUCGGUGAGCUGGUAAACUGACAAGCACUCUCUCAGUAAGGCCAAACCCAGCCUGAACACACAAGAUAAAGCCUUGUUUCAAGAGACUUGUGAAACACUCCCUUGUCGAACACUGAGGGACGUUUGUUGCCGCUGGGUUAAACCGGACACUUGGCCACGGUUGACCACUGAGAACUAAAUGUCGGAGACUUAUUGACCACCUAAACCAACCUGUGUACAGAUGCUGUUCUCACAUAUCACCCUGACACACAGCAAUCAACAAUCUCUUAAUGUGUGCGUGCGUGUGUGUGUUUAUCUUACCAAAUUUGUACAACUACACUUUCGAGAAAUUGAACAUAUCUUUGAGAACAAAGGUAAUUUUUGAAUUUGUUGCCAAUGAAUGCUUACAAAUAUGUCUCUGUAAAAUUGUUUUUUUUUUAAUAGAGCGUUUGUGGCCCAAUUUGAACACUUCGCUCAUUCAGAAGAGUUUGUGUGAAUCAAAAUCUUAAAGGAGAACGUAGGCGGUUUCUUCACAGUUGAAUGAAUAAUCGGCACAUGUUGAGUAUAUUAAAUCUGAGGACAGAUACACAAAUACUUAGGAGCUCCCUCUAGUGCGCUGGCAGUGAAAUGCGACCCUGUCUGAUAAACAGCCCAGACUUUGUGAGGUUCGGUUAUCAUGAUAUGUCUAGUUCUUUUCAUUUCUGUUUUCUAUUAUUUUGAGAUUGAAAUGUAAAGUUGUGUUUUGAGACAUAAAGGAAGCCAUUGGUCAUUCCUCAGGAAGGAGUGGGUAUCAGAUAUAGCAGUAAAAGUGUUGCAGGUCUUGUUGUAAAGAGAUUUGAUGUCUUCCAUUGGAAGGGAAAUGGAAGCUUUCUCUAGUUUCUUUAUUCGCUUGCCAUUGGACAGAAACAUCUACGAUCACAGAACCACCGGAUUGGAUGUUAUCUACUAUAUGAAAACAUCGACUGAGAUGUCAUUUCGCUCAGUCUGUUUAUUAUUUACAUGGGUUUAGAGGUUACUGGUGUGUAAUAAACCAUGACUGUUAAAGAAAGAACUGAAUGUCAAAUCUAAUCCAGAGGUUCUGUUUUGGUAUGGAAAAUUUAACAGAGGAUUCUGGCCAGUAGCAAGAGAUUGGGAGAGGAGGUUAUGUUUUGCACCUUACUUAGUAAAGGAAAAUAUAUAGAUAUAAAUAUAUAUAUAUGAAACGUUAUAAAGCUCUAGGUAGGAAAUAAUUGUGAAAGACAAACUUAUUUGUUUUUUUCCAUAUGCGUGCAUACUCUGUAAGUUGUGUAAAAUAUUGUACUUGCACUAGCUUUUAUAAAAAGAAAACUAAUAUAAAAAAAGAAAAUUGAAAUUCUAUUUUCUAAUUGUGGUGUGUCUAUUUGUAGGAUACACUCACCUUGUUUCUUGAAUUUUUUUUUGGUCCCUUUCUUUGAUGGUGCUUGCCGGUUUUCUAGUUAGAAAUGAUUUCAUUAUUCUGAACAACAACAAAAUAUUUGAUUCAGGUUGUGAACAAAUUUGUUUUAAAAGAAAUUGUCUGUAUACCAGUACAAGUUUAUUGUUGCAGUAUACACAUACUAAUAAAAAUGACAGUGCCAAUUGCAAACCGCA
This is a messenger RNA of Misgurnus anguillicaudatus (oriental weatherfish), 9836 nucleotides long. RefSeq names its product ataxin 1a (gene atxn1a). Gene Ontology annotation, cellular component: nucleus. The record is from RefSeq and is a predicted model, not a curated record. Gene Ontology annotation, biological process: negative regulation of transcription by RNA polymerase II; nervous system development. Lineage: Eukaryota; Metazoa; Chordata; Actinopteri; Cypriniformes; Cobitidae. Gene Ontology annotation, molecular function: protein binding; RNA binding.